AGAGUUUCGCAUCGUCAGACAUACGCAGUUCGCAGUGUCAGUCUGACAAGCGUGUAUGCGAUACCGUCUUUCCCUUCGCUUCUAUAAACACGCUCUGUUUUAUGAUGAGAAAUGACUAAAGCAUGUCACAGGCAUCAGUUAUUAAUGUGGCCACUGGCGUUCGCGCAAAUGCGCCCUCUCGUAGAUCGUGGAACGUUGCAUUAUGUUUUUCGUUGCUUUUAAGUGUGCUAGAAGGGCCUCGGGUCUUGGCUGCGGGCGCUGUGUCUCCAGCGUGGAAUGGCACCGCUCUACCUAUCCCGCCGAUCCACUAUGCGGUUGUUGGCGCGCACCAGUGCGGCGCUUCAGUGCUGUGGACGUAUGCGCGGCUGAAUGACAAGUUGGCGUUCGUGGGCCACUUCCGCAACGAGCACUUCACACACACGCCCGGGAAAUCAGCCCUGUGCGACAACAACCUUGAGGAGUACCUCAACCUGGUGGCCGUGCAGCCGCGGGCGCGCAACCGCACGGACCUGCUUGUGGGCGACUGGGGCUCCAUGCACCUGCACUGCCUGUGCUGCCCCGUCAGCCUGGCGAUGAUCAACCCGGAGCUCAAGGUGGUGGUUGUGCUACGGGAUCCGGUGCAGCGGGUGUUGUCGGCAUUCCUGUUGGCUCGGCGGCUGCGGCUGCACGUGUGGAAAGAAUGGACCAGUAAUUACACAUUCGCCGGAUAUGUGGACAAGGAGCUCGAGUCACUCGGCGCCUGCUUCGCACGGGCGCGGCGCUUAAGCCAUGAUAGCAGUGGGAGUAGCAGCACUACCACCAUGGGGGCCCAGCAGCCGCAGCCGCAGCCGCUGCUGGCGGAGGGUGCAGUGCCUAAGGGCUGGGGCGCAGGCAUGGACCUGGGCCAGUGGAUGGAGGCGCAGUGCUGGGCGCAAAGCCACCUCCUGGGCUGGUCCGCCUACGACGUCUUCCUGUCCAACUACCUCGCCCACUUCCCGCCCCGCCAGCUGCUGGUGCUGUACGCAAGCCAGCUGGCCACACAGCCCGCAGCGGCCGUGGCACAGCUGGAGGCCUUCCUGGGGGCGCCGCCCGGCAACUACAGCCGGCUGGGGGCUGCAGCAGUGCGACUGACGCCGGCGGUGAUGGAGCGCGUCAGCGAGUGCAACGGUGUCAAGUGCGUGCACACCCCGGCGGCCCACUUACUGGCAAGCCUGGCACCCGGAGAGCAGCUGCUCCCGACAUGGCGAGCAGCGGGCGCAGCGGCAGGCGCAGCAGCGGGCGCAGCAGCGGGCGCAGCAGCGGGGGCAGCUGCUGGCGCAGCUGCUGGGGCGGCAGCGGUUGCAGCGGCCAACGCCACAGCGGCAGCAGCUGCUGUGGACCCCAGCAGCCCCUUUGCGCGCGCGGUGGCGGCCCUGGCCGAGUUCUAUGCGCCGCACGUGGCGCGGCUGGUGCGGUGGGGCCGGGAGGGGCGCAUCAGCCCGCCGCCGCAGGAGUGGAGGGAGGCGUACGGGGUGAAGUAAGGGCGGGGUGUAAUGGGCAGGGUGGCCUCGUGGGGGGGGGGGGCAGGGAUUUCGGGGUCGACUACUUACUGUAGUUCGACGCUGGGGAGGCAGGGGAGCAAGCAGACAAGCAAAAGAAUGGGCGCAGCAGCUUUCAGGCAGGCGUGCCAACACGUAAUACGGUGAAGGUGUCUCGAACUGGCUUGGUUGGGCAUACAACAGAGUGCGAGGGCCAAUGACUGAGCGAGUCCCGUGCGUGGGGCAGUGAUCAUUGAGGGGUGUGCGCAUGUGAUGAGGAAUUGCGAAUGGAGUGCUGUGUACGGUAACUGCUGGCAUGUGUGUGUAGAUCAUCGGAAUGUGCCAACGCACACAGCCGCCGUGCCCAUUCAAAUACACACGCCGACGGUGCUAAAUGUUGGCAGCGUGUGCCACCGUUGCAAACCGACAGAUUUGAGGAUGCGGGUUGAGGUUUGACAUGACUAGGGCGUGGGGCCACGACUAGCGGGCAGUGGUGCUUGCACGUUUGGCGAUGUUGCAGAACCUUCUUGCCGGCCCCGGGCUGAAAGUAGCUUUCGUGUCAUUGUUUGGGGCUGCGUCCAAUGGUGGUAGCGGCCGCUGCAGCGCUGGCCCCGGCGGCGGCGGCAUGCAUGUGCGGAAUCGGGGGAGCAGGCGGGGCAACGUGCAGCAGCAGGGGUGGAGCGUGGUGCCGCACCAAAAUCAAGCCGCGCCAGCGCGUACCGUAGGCUGAGACCGGCCAGUGUCUGAUUAGGGGUCUGCGCAGGGCUCCUAAUGUGCGACCGCAUGCUGGAUGUGCUGUGCGUGGUUGUGCUUUGCUGCUGGGCCGCGCAGACACUACCUGGCUCCUGGCGGUGCUCAUCAGGACUCGUCCCGGCGUUGCCCGGGAGAUGAGGUACAUGGGCACGCAGGGCCAGCAGUAGAUCGUUCGUAGACGACCUGCAGAGGCCUGCAGCAGUGUGCGUGAUGUAUGAUGUAUGACGGGUUGCGUAUGGACGAUCGGGCGUAUAUGCUGCGCGAGGGAUCAUCUACGCUUAUCAAACACCCCGGGCC
Messenger RNA from Chlamydomonas reinhardtii, 2546 nucleotides. RefSeq lists its product as uncharacterized. The transcript has 10 exons. Gene Ontology annotation, molecular function: sulfotransferase activity. Bases 123 to 1499 code for a protein of 458 amino acids. Lineage: Eukaryota; Viridiplantae; Chlorophyta; Chlorophyceae; Chlamydomonadales; Chlamydomonadaceae. The record is from RefSeq and is a predicted model, not a curated record.